UCCCCCUCCUCCGUCGCGCCUCCUCCUCCUCCUCCUCGGCUUUCCCGGCGGAAACCCGAAUCCGCAUCUUCCGUUCCAUCGCUCCCCCAUUCCUCCGCCGCCACCGCGCGCGGCGGAACCUCCCCCGUCCUCCGCCGCUCCCGCGCUUCGACGAGCCGAGCAGCGAGCCGCUCAGCAGGAAUCCGUCCCUCGUCUCUCCCGCGAUCACGCCGCCCCGCCUCCCCUGAAAAAUGGCGGACUCGGGGACUACGCUCAUGGAUCUCAUCACCGCCGAUCCGUCGACCGCGUCGUCGACGACGUCGUCGUCCGCUUCGUCGGCUCCGGCGGCUCAGCCGACGGCGCUCGGGAGGCCGGUGGCUCCUGCCUCCGAGAGGAAGUCCAGGAAGGCCACUCUCAUGCAGAUCCAGAACGACACCAUUUCCGCUGCUAAAGCCGCGCUCAACCCCGUCCGCACCAACAUCAUGCCCCAGAGGCAAAAGAAAAAGCCCGUCUCCUAUUCUCAACUUGCUAGGAGUAUUCAUGAACUAGCUGCAACAUCUGAUCAGAAAAGCUCUCAAAAGCAGCUAGUGCAUCAUGUGUUUCCCAAACUGGCUGUGUACAAUUCAGUUGAUCCGUCUUUGGCUCCAUCUCUUCUCAUGCUCAGUCAGCAAUGUGAAGAUAGGAGUGUCCUUCGUUAUGUAUACUAUUACUUGGCUAGGAUUUUAUCUGACACUGGUACUCAAGGUUCAAAUCCUGGAGGUGGAAUUCCAACUCCUAAUUGGGAUGCCCUUGCUGACAUGGAUACUGUUGGAGGAGUGACUCGAGCUGACGUUGUACCGCGAGUGGUAAAACUGCUCACCACAGAGGCCACUAUUGUAGAUGUGGAAUUCCAUGCACGGAGGCUGCAAGCUUUGAAGGCCCUUACAUAUGCUCCUUCAAGCAACACAGAGAUUUUGUCCCACCUGUACGAAAUUGUGUUUGAUAUUCUCGAUAAGGUUGCAGAUGCUAACCAAAAACGUAAGAAAGGUGUAUUUGGGACAAAAGGUGGUGAUAAGGAGUCUAUCAUCCGGAGUAAUCUGCAAUAUGCUGCUAUGAGUGCUUUAAGAAGACUCCCCCUUGAUCCUGGGAAUCCAGCAUUUCUUCAUCGCUCGGUUCAGGGUGUUUCCUUUGCUGAUCCUGUUGCUGUGAGGCAUUCUUUGGAAAUCAUCUGUGAGCUGGCUACAAGAGAUCCUUAUGGAGUUGCAAUGGCAUUAGGAAAGCUUGUAGCACCUGGAGGGGCCUUGCAGGAUGUCUUGCAUUUACAUGAUGUCCUUGCAAGAGUUUCACUAGCCAGAUUAUGUCACAGCAUUUCCAGGGCUCGAGCACUGGAUGAACGGCCCGAUAUAAAAUCUCAGUUUAACUCUGUGCUCUAUCAGCUUCUGCUAGACCCAAGUGAAAGAGUAUGCUUUGAGGCAAUCUUAUGUAUUUUAGGAAAAUAUGACAACACAGAGAGGGCUGAGGAAAGGGCUGCAGGUUGGUAUCGUUUAACUAGGGAGAUUCUCAAGUUACAGGAAGCACAGUCUGUGUCAUCAAAGGACUCUAGUGCUGAAUCAAAAGAUGCUCUUCCACCAAAGCCAAGUAAAGACAAAUCUCAAAAGACUAAGCGCCCACAACCCCUUAUUAAAUUAGUAAUGAGAAGGUUGGAGAGUUCUUUUCGUAGCUUCUCUAGGCCAGUCCUUCAUGCUGCUGCCAGAGUGGUGCAGGAAAUGGGGAAGAGUAGAGCUGCUGCAUUUGCUCUAGGCUUACAGCAUAUUGAUGAAAGUGUUCAGGUCAACACAUUUGCUGAAAGUGUAGAUUCAGUUGAUCCAGAUAGUGAAAAUCCAUUUUCAGGAGGUAGUCGGAGAACCUCUUCUAUAUCUAGUGGGCCAGGUAGCAAGGAUACAAUAGCUAGUCUCUUGGCUUCAUUGAUGGAAGUGGUGAGGACAACAGUGGCAUGCGAGUGUGUUUAUAUUCGAGCAAUGGUGAUCAAAGCAUUGAUCUGGAUGCAAAGUCCAUAUGAAUCUUUUGAAGAACUAGGAUCUAUUAUUGCAUCAGAGCUUUCGGAUCCAUCUUGGCCUGCACCACUUCUGAAUGACAUCUUGCUCACUUUGCAUGCUCGUUUUAAGGCUACUCCAGAUAUGGCUGUCACUCUUCUUGAAAUUGCAAGGAUAUUUGCAACAAAAGUUCCUGGGAAGAUAGACGCUGAUGUCUUACAAUUACUGUGGAAAACAUGUCUUGUUGGAGCUGGUCCUGAUGGGAAGCACACUGCUUUGGAAGCAGUUACUGUUGUUCUUGAUUUACCACCACCUCAACCAGGGUCUAUGUUGGGUCUUACCUCCGUCGAUACUGUGUCCGCGUCCGAUCCAAAGUCAGCUCUUGCACUACAGAGGCUUGUCCAAGCAGCGGUUUGGUUCCUUGGAGAAAAUGCGAACUAUGCUGCUUCUGAAUAUGCUUGGGAAUCUGCAACUCCUCCUGGUACUGCCUUGAUGAUGUUGGAUGCAGAUAAAAUGGUUGCAGCUGCUAGUUCUCGUAAUCCUACUUUAGCUGGUGCCUUAACUCGACUGCAGAGGUGUGCUUUCAGUGGCAGCUGGGAGGUUCGCAUUAUUGCUGCUCAAGCUCUCACUACCAUGGCAAUCAGGUCCGGCGAGCCAUUUAGACUACAGAUAUAUGAAUUCUUGCAUGCUUUAGCUCAGGGUGGUAUGCAGUCUCAAAUUUCAGAGAUGCAUGUCAGUAAUGGUGAAGAUCAAGGUGCCAGUGGUACUGGUCUCGGAGUUUUAAUAAGUCCAAUGUUAAAGGUUCUUGAUGAAAUGUAUAUGGCACAAGAUGAGCUGAUUAAGGACAUACGUCACCAUGAUAAUGCGAAGAAGGAAUGGACAGAUGAAGAAUUGAAGAAGCUAUAUGAAACACAUGAGAGGUUGUUAGAUCAGGUUUCGCUGUUCUGUUAUGUUCCGAGAACAAAGUAUCUACCUUUGGGCCCGAUAAGUGCAAAACUUAUUGACGUGUACCGCACGAAGCAUAAUAUAAGUGCUUCGACUGGUUUGAGUGAUCCAGCUGUUGCCACUGGAAUAUCGGAUCUAAUAUAUGAUUCCAAACCAGUUCAUGCUGAGCCAGAGACACUUGACGAUGACCUAGUAAAUGCUUGGGCUACAAACCUUGGUGAUGACGGCUUGUGGGGUAAAAAUGCACCAGCUAUGAGCAGGGUUAACGAAUUUCUCGCUGGUGCUGGAACUGAUGCUCCUGAUGUUGAGGAGGAGAACAUCUUUUCUCGGGCUUCAGUGAGUUAUGAUGAUAUGUGGGCGAAGACGCUCUUGGAAACUACAGAAGUUGAUGAAGAUGAUGGAAGGUCAUCUGGCACAUCUUCCCCAGAGUCAACAGGAUCGGUUGAAACUUCAAUAUCAUCCCACUUUGGUGGAAUGAACUAUCCUUCAUUGUUCAGUUCCAAACCAUCCUAUGGUUCUUCACAGGCAACGGAGAGGUCUGGAACAAGCAGGUUUAGUAGCACGCCUGUUGGUGGUCCCUCGAUAUACGAGGGUGUAAGCUCUCCGAUUAGGGAAGAGCCUCCGUCAUACGAAUCAUCCGUUAUGCGACGGUAUGAAUCAUUUGAGAAUCCUUUGGCUGGGCAUGGCUCCCAAAGUUUUGGUUCCCAGGACGAUGACAGGACUACAUCUGGGAAUCCACAAUUUGGAACCGCUUUAUAUGACUUCACUGCUGGGGGAGAUGACGAGUUAAAUUUGACAGCAGGAGAAGAGGUAGAAAUUGAGGAUGAAGUCGAUGGCUGGUUUUAUGUGAAGAAAAAGCGCCCAGGACGGGAUGGGAAAAUGGCUGGGCUCGUCCCUGUACUAUAUGUCAGUCAAUCUUAAGAGAUGAUUUUGCAAGAUCCUCUUCACUCUGACGCAUGGUUUUUAUUGUGUGUCAACAUGACGAGCCUAUGAUUUCAUACACGAGUAGCGGAAGCACGCCUCCCGCUCCAUGGGCCCGGGAAUUUCGAUCUGUUAUUUUUUGACCGGCGGGCUUGCUCGUGACUGAGUAGCCCCACCCAGCUGUAUGUUAGAUACUCGUGAUUUCUCAUUUCAGAUUCUCUCUGGGAAUCUGGGAUUUCAAACGAGAAGUGCCGGUGUGGGAAUUCUAUUAAGUCGCAGCUGUAUAAUAGUGUAUUCAGAUCAUAUUUUUGUUCCCGUAUUCUAAAAUUUUUUCAUUGUUGAAGAGCACUCUGAUAUAUACAAGUGUAGAUUUUUUC
Molecule: messenger RNA, 4234 nt
Organism: Syzygium oleosum
Lineage: Eukaryota; Viridiplantae; Streptophyta; Magnoliopsida; Myrtales; Myrtaceae
Exons: 27
Coding region: 231-3857 (1208 amino acids)
Molecular function (GO): protein binding
Source: RefSeq, a predicted model, not a curated record